Oxyura jamaicensis (ruddy duck) is the source of this 2518-nucleotide messenger RNA. RefSeq names its product Wnt family member 5B (gene WNT5B). The transcript has 5 exons. Gene Ontology annotation, molecular function: cytokine activity; frizzled binding. Gene Ontology annotation, cellular component: extracellular region. Gene Ontology annotation, biological process: neuron differentiation; cell fate commitment; multicellular organism development. The record is from RefSeq and is a predicted model, not a curated record. The coding region runs from base 301 to 1455 and encodes 384 amino acids. Lineage: Eukaryota; Metazoa; Chordata; Aves; Anseriformes; Anatidae.
GGAGGCGGCCGGAGCCCCCGGGAUCCGCCGGCACCUCCCGGGCCCGGCACUCGCCGCCGCCGCCAACUUCGGCCGGGAGGCGCCCUCGGAGCCGCGGCAGCCCAGCGCCGGGAGCCUGCCCUUCCGCAGACCACCACCUCCACCUCCGUCCGUCCUUCCUUCCUUCCCCGCUCCCCUCCCGCAGCCGCCGGCGGGGGGCUCAGCGCGGCGCGGGGCCGCGGCCCCCGGGGCAGGUGCGUCCCCUCGCGGUGUCCGGGGGGCGCCGAGCCCCGUGCCCACCUGCCGCCGCCGCCCGGGGACAUGCAGGGCGCCCCGUCCCGGCGGCAGGCUCCGCGGGGGCUGCCCCAGAGCCGCCGGAGCCCCCCGCAGCCCACCAUGACGGGGCCGAGGCUGGCGCUCGCCGCCGCGCUCCUCUGCAGCUGCACCUCGCCGGUGGCCGACGCCAGCUCCUGGUGGUCUUUGGCCAUGAACCCCAUCCAGAGGCCCGAGAUGUAUAUCAUCGGCGCUCAGCCCGUCUGCAGCCAGCUGCCGGGGCUCUCCCCCGGGCAGCGCAAGCUGUGCCAGCUCUACCAGGAGCACAUGGUGUUCAUCGGCGAGGGGGCCCGCAGCGCCAUCAAGGAGUGCCAGUACCAGUUUCGGCAGCGCAGGUGGAACUGCAGCACGGUGGACAACACCUCCGUCUUCGGGCGGGUCAUGAAGAUAGGUAGCCGAGAGACUGCUUUCACCUACGCCGUCAGCGCUGCCGGGGUGGUGAACGCCAUCAGCCGGGCUUGCCGCGAGGGAGAGCUCUCCAGCUGUGGCUGCAGCCGGACUGCCCGGCCCAAGGACUUGCCCCGAGACUGGCUGUGGGGCGGCUGCGGGGAUAACGUGGAGUAUGGGUACCGCUUCGCCAAGGAGUUUGUGGAUGCCAAGGAGCGGGAGAAGAACUACGUGAGAGGCUCAGAGGAGCAGGCGCGCAUGCUGAUGAACUUGCAGAACAACGAGGCUGGUCGCAGGGCAGUGUACAAGCUGGCGGACGUGGCCUGCAAGUGCCACGGCGUGUCAGGCUCCUGCAGCCUCAAGACCUGCUGGCUGCAGCUGGCCGACUUCCGCAAGGUGGGCGACCUGCUGAAGGAGAAGUACGACAGCGCUGCCGCCAUGCGGAUCAGCCGCAAAGGCAAGCUGGAGCUGGUGAACAACCGCUUCAACAUGCCUACGCAGGAGGACCUGGUCUACGUCGACCCCAGCCCGGACUAUUGCCUGCGCAACGAGACCACCGGCUCGCUGGGCACUCAGGGCCGCCUGUGCAACAAGACCUCGGAGGGCAUGGAUGGGUGCGAGCUGAUGUGCUGCGGACGGGGCUACGACCAGUUCAAGAGCGUCCAGGUGGAGCGCUGCCACUGCAAGUUCCAUUGGUGCUGUUACGUCAAGUGUAAAAAGUGCACAGAGAUCGUUGACCAGUACGUCUGUAAAUGAAAAGAGCCACCAAAGCAACAAAUCUAUAUUAUAUAAAUCUAUAUAAAUAUAUUUUAUAUUUGUAUAAAUAAACAGAUGAUGAUAAUAAUUAAAGAAGCUUAUUUAAGAGACAUUUUGGUUUUGAAGUUUCCCCCCUCAGGCCGGCAGGCUUGCCAUCCCUCCCGUUCUGCUGGGGAGUUUGUCUUUGAGUGCAUCUCCCCUUGGAGGCUUCAGGUGGGGCAAAGAGGCUAAGGAGGUGCUGACAAAGCGAACUCUCCCUGCACGCAUGCGCACACACACACACACGCACACACAAAUACCACCACCAUUUCAUUAUAGACUCAAAAUCAACAGGAAGGAGAAGGGUGGAUGCUCUCUCCUAUCUAGGCAUUACAGAUCAAUAUUUUGCAUUGUUACUGGACAUCUGAAAUUGCAGCCAGGUCUGCCAGAGACCUGGUAAUCUGAAUUUCAAGCCCUGCUGCCCCACUAAACCCACAGGGGAUUUUGGAAACUAUUCUUGAUCCCUCUAAAGGGCUUUGUCACGUGAGAGGGAGAGUUAGCCAAGGCUCAUGCACAAGAAUACAGCUUAAAAUUCAGAGUCCUGUAAGCCAUUCCGGUAUGCUGGACAGCCGGCAACGAGGUGGUGGAAGGUUUGCAUGCUGCUGUGAGGAAGGAUGGUGUAAUCUGUGGCUGGCUGGUACGUAGCCUGGGAGUCCACCUGACAUCAUCUCCUAGUUCCUUGGUGCCACCUGGACAAAGGGGAAAUCUGUCCAGCUCAGUCUACAUGGCUACUAUACACAAGAGGGAGAACGUUUUCUCCUUUAGUCCCAUGCUGAAACUUAACUUGUCAUUGUAAAGGAGAAGCUGCCGGUGCCCGGGGACAUCUGUGAAGGAAAUAUGCUUCGUAUUUUUUUAGAAGUCGGAAGUUUUGCAGGCGUAUGACUGCACAAGCACUCCUUGUGCUGCUGCCGUCCUUCCUCUUUGAAGUGGAUGCGGUGCUCACCUUGUUCAGCUCUGUUAAAUUCUCCUCACCACCAUCCCAGAUGUAUAGUUUUUCUUUAACAUUAAACACCCCUCGAUGAGA